UCACUACAUGUAACCACUUAAGCAAGCAGGUGAGCACUGCAAAAUCGCCAAUCCCAACCGCGCCACUGUCGGUGUCGGCAUCGGCGCUGGAGGACCUCGAGCUCGAAAUCUUGCCUCCCAUGGCCUCCACCUCGAGGCGGUGGUGGUGGUGGCCGUGGGCGACGCCGCCGCCCUUCUCCUCCUCCGCCUCGCGGCACCACAAGGGGGAGGGGUGGGGGCUGGGCGGGCCCGCGCUGGUGAAGGCCGUCGGGUGGCUCCUCCUCGCCGGCCUCCUCUUCCGUGUGCUCUGCUCCUUCCCCUCCUCCACCUCUUCGCCGGAGAUCAGCGAAGGGAAAUGUAACCUUUUUGAUGGUGAAUGGAUACCAAAUCCCUCUGGCCCAGCCUAUACCAACAAAACUUGUCGAUUUAUUGAUGGUCACCAGAACUGUAUGUUGAAUGGUAGACCUGACAUGUCAUAUUUACACUGGAGGUGGAAACCAUAUGAGUGUGAACUGCCACAAUUUGAUGAAGUGAGAUUUCUAAGUGCUAUGAGGAACAAAUCCUGGGGUCUGAUUGGUGACUCCAUUCUUCGUAAUCAAGUUCAGUCACUGCUUUGCCUUUUGUCUAAGGCUGAAGAACCUAUUGAAGUGUACCAUGACAAGGAAUACAGAAACAGGAGAUGGCACUUCCAAUCAUACAACUUCACCGUGUCACUCGUCUGGAGUCCCUUCCUCACCAAAUCUGAGGUAUUUGAAAAUGAGAAUGGGCAAUCCACCUCUGAAAUCCAGCUUCACCUUGACAUACUUGACCCAAUCUGGACAAGUCAGUAUGAGACCUUCGACUAUGUUGUUAUUGCCGGUGGACAAUGGUUUCUCAAGGUCGCGGUCUACUGGGAGAAUGAUAGGGUGAUAGGCUGCCAUUACUGUCAGGACAAGAAGUUACGUGAACUUGGAUUUGAACACCUCUAUCGCAGGACUCUGCAACAAAUCUUCAGAUUCAUUGCAUCUUCAAACCACAAACCAGCUGUUCUCUUCAGGACUUGGGCACCCGAUCACUUCGAGAACGCGGAAUGGUUCAACGGGGGAACUUGUAGCCGGGUUUUGCCUUACAAGAAGGGAGAGUACAGCGGAAAAGACAUGGAUCGUAUCAUGAGACCAAUUGAACUUGAGGAGUUCAGGAAUGCCAUGGCGGCACUAGGUGGUUCGCGGAACUCUGCGAAUCUGAAGCUCUUGGAUACCUACAGCAUUUCGUCCAUGAGACCUGAUGGCCAUGUUGGGCCUUACAGGUAUCCAUUCCUGAAAGGUGACAAGGAUGCCAAAUCAGUUCAGAAUGAUUGCCUGCAUUGGUGUGUACCAGGCCCUAUCGACGCUUGGAAUGAUCUCGUUAUGAAGAUGGUAUUGGGCUGAUGAAGCCUCUGAGAUAAUACUGAAAGAGUAAAAUGCACCAGCGGUCCUUAAACUUGUCAAGAGGUUUCACUUAGGUCCACGAACUUGCAAAGCGCACAUCGAGGUCCCUAAACUUGGUUUAUUAUAUCAUCCUGGUCUAAAGCCACGUUUGACCGUGGUCUUGUCUACGUGGCAUGCCACGUGGACGAUGACAUGGAUUUUUUGAAAUUUUUUCUCCCUCCUUCCUUCUUUUUUUUCUCUUUUAUGAAAAGACGAUGACAUGGAUGACGUGUACAAGGCAUUUUCGUCUUUUCGACAAGGAAGAAAGAGAAAAAAAGAAUUAAGAAGGGAGAAAAAAAUAAAAAAAUUCCAUGUCAUCAUCCACAUGGCGUGCCACGUAAGCAAGAUCGCGGUUAAACGCGGCUUUGGACCGGGAUGAUACAAUAAACCAAGUUUAGGGACCUCGAUGUGCGCUUUGCAAGUUCGUGGACCUAAGUGAAACCUCCUGACAAGUUUAAGGACCGCCGGUGCAUUUUACUCAUACUGAAAAUGCAGGGUUUGUUUCAAGCACAUUCUGCAAAUCUCGAAUCAGGGUCAGUUUCCUGUGCUCGGUCGUGUACUGGUUUAACCGAAAUUUGUAACUAGUAAAACCUAAAUUUUGUGGUUGUAAAUCAUAUUUCGGUUUUGGGCCGGGAAGUGGCUUAUUGUUUAAUGUGUGCGGCUGUAACUUUUGGAAGUCAAAUCUGUUUGCCUGCUCUCA
This is a messenger RNA of Oryza sativa Japonica Group (Japanese rice), 2124 nucleotides long. RefSeq names its product protein trichome birefringence-like 26. Gene Ontology annotation, molecular function: O-acetyltransferase activity. The record is from RefSeq and is a predicted model, not a curated record. Gene Ontology annotation, cellular component: Golgi apparatus. Lineage: Eukaryota; Viridiplantae; Streptophyta; Magnoliopsida; Poales; Poaceae.